Messenger RNA from Aureobasidium melanogenum CBS 110374, 741 nucleotides. RefSeq names its product DUF862-domain-containing protein. The coding region runs from base 1 to 741 and encodes 246 amino acids. Gene Ontology annotation, biological process: protein deubiquitination. The record is from RefSeq and is a predicted model, not a curated record. The transcript is spliced from 2 exons. NCBI's taxonomy places the organism in Eukaryota, Fungi, Ascomycota, Dothideomycetes, Dothideales, Saccotheciaceae. Gene Ontology annotation, molecular function: deubiquitinase activity.
AUGACGCCGUCAUCCUCAAAGCACAAGCGACAGUCGUCAUCGCUGCAUAGUGCAUCUCUGGCUGCUCAGAAGACCGAAGUCAAGAUUCAUGUUUACGACCUCCUACCACCAGGUCGUCUCUCCAAUUUUCUUUGGACCCUCGGCGGCUCCCUACUACAUUCCGGCGUCGUCAUCAACGAACGAGAAUAUGCAUAUGGCGGCCAUGAUCGCAAAGGCGUCAGCGGAGUAUAUUGGACAAAACCCAAACUCGAACCACCAGGUGGAACCUUUCGCUGUGAAAUCCUCCACGGCUUUUCCGUCUUGUCCCAAGAAGAAAUCACCGACAUAAUCAACGACACUUCGAGGAUAUUCCAGGGUACCAAGUACAAUCUGCUCAGCAACAACUGCAACCACUUCUCUUCGUAUCUAUGUGAGAGAUUGACUGGCAGACCAGGACCUGCGUGGUUGAACAGAGCUGCUAGCGUUGGUCUUGCACUGCCGUGCGUCGUCCCUAAAGAAUGGAUCACUCCGCCCGACCAUGAAACCGCAGAUGGAGAACUGGUUGACGAGGAAGAGGAAGACCAUGAUGACGAUGAGAGAGCAGCCAUGUUACCUCGAGACAAAAGAAGAAACCGCGACCAGGUCAGCAAUCAGCGCAUUACUUCCAGAAACAAGACGCCGCCGCCACGACUUGUUUCUGUCAAAGACACUAGUGGCAGAGAAAUGCCUGUCAGCGAGAGGGCACCGAUGCCUAAGAGAUGA